AUGCAGCUCUAUAAUCUCGGUCUCCUAGUCGGGUCUCUUGUUGCUUCGGUUGGUGCAACUUCGAGCUUUUCGCCUGCUCGUCCUCCAGCUGUGCCUUUGGCUGUCAAAUCGCCGUACCUGAGUACCUGGCUGGAUGCUGGGAGCGAUGGUGGUAAUGGCGGGUACCUGGCUGGAGAAUGGCCGACAUUUUGGGAGAACCAGGUCACCGGGUGGUGUGGUUUAAUUCGUGUUGAUGGCAAGGCCUAUACUUGGAUGGGCCUGCCGGGAUCUACGACUGUCAACCAAACCGCGCUAGAGUAUACCUCGACCAAGAGCAUUUUCACCAUGAAUGUUGCAGGUGCGGUAGAAAUGAACAUUACCUUUAUGUCACCUAUUACGCCUGAUGAUCUCCGCCGUCAAUCCUUGACAUUUUCCUACCUUAAUGUUGAAGUGUCUUCCUUGGAUGGCAAGGCCCACGAUGUGCAGGUUUACGCCGAUAUUUCCGCUGAAUGGGUAUCGGGUGAUCGGACCACAAUUGCUGAAUGGGAAUAUGGUACAUUUGACGGUGUCGCCUACCACAAGGUCUACCGUCAGACUCAGCUUGCAUUUUCCGAGGUUAACCAGCAGGGUGAAUGGGGCGACUGGUACUGGGCUACCGAUGCCUCUAAUAAUAUGACCCACCAGUCCGGCCAGGAUACUGUUGUUCGUGCUCAGUUCUCGUCCAAUGGUACCCUUACCAAUGGUGUUGAUACCAACUACCGCGCUAUCUCGAAUGAUUGGCCAGUGUUUGCAUUUGCAUCCAACCUGGGCUCCGUUUCUUCAUCCCCUGUCAGCACGCUGUUCUCUCUUGGUCUUACCCAGGAUGAUGCGGUGCAGUUCGAGGGGGCCUCUACCUAUGCUCCCUUGCAGUCUCUGUGGAAAGCAUACUUUGAUACCGGAUUGGACGCUAUGUUAUUCUUCCACACAGAUUUUAGCGAGGCUAGCAGCCUUUCCAGUUCGUUUGAUAACAAGGUAGCCACAGACUCCACCGCUCUCGGUGGUGAAAACUACCUCGCACUUACUUCCCUCAGUGCUCGACAAGUGUUUGGUGCUACCCAGCUCUGUGGAACGGAAGACGACAUGUACCUGUUCAUGAAGGAAAUUUCUUCCGAUGGCAACCUUAACACCGUCGAUGUGAUGUUCCCAGCCUACCCAUUCUUCAUUUACACCAACCCAGAGUACCUGAAGUUGAUUAUGGCGCCGCUAUAUGAGAACCAAGAGGCUGGAAAAUACCCCAACGCCUGGGCCAUGCACGAUAUGGGCUCCAACUACCCUAAUGCAACCGGCCACAACGAUGGUAAUGAUGAAAAGAUGCCGCUGGAAGAGUGCGGAAACAUGGUUAUCAUGACGCUGGCGUACGCUAAGGCGGCCGAGGAUACCGCCUACCUAUCCGCACACUACAAAUUGCUUACCCAGUGGACUGAGUACCUUGUCGCUGAGGCGCUGUACCCAGCAAACCAGAUCUCGACGGAUGACUUUGCUGGAUCGCUGGCAAACCAAACCAACUUGGCUCUGAAGGGUAUGAUUGGUAUUCAGGCUAUGGCUAUCAUUGCCAACGAGACCGGACACACUGCCGAUGCGGCCAACUAUUCUAGUAUUGCCCACGACUACAUUACUAAGUGGCAGGAGUUGGGUAUUAACAAGGAUGCUUCCCCGCCCCACACCACUCUGAGCUACGGCAAUGCAAGCAGCCACGGUCUUCUAUACAAUCUCUAUGCUGAUGCUCAGCUGGGUCUCGGUCUUGUACCGCAGUCUGUUUAUAAUAUGCAGAGCGCCUUCUACCCUACUGUGUUCAACAAAUAUGGUGUUCCUCUUGACACCCGUCACACCGAGACUAAGAGCGACUGGCAAUCAUUCGUCGCGGCGAUCGCGUCGACGUCAACUCGGGCUAUGUUCUUCGAACACCUGGCCACCUGGAUCAACCAGACCCCAACAAACAAGGCCCUGACCGACCUUUACGAUACCGUGACUGGAGACUACCCCUCCACCCAGUUCUUCGCCCGCCCCGUUGUAGGCGGCUCUUUCGCGCCCCUUUUGGUCACCGCGUAA
Penicillium odoratum is the source of this 2067-nucleotide messenger RNA. It is a transcript of the gene gta1, whose product is annotated as glutaminase GtaA. The record is from RefSeq and is a predicted model, not a curated record. The transcript has 7 exons. Lineage: Eukaryota; Fungi; Ascomycota; Eurotiomycetes; Eurotiales; Aspergillaceae. The coding region runs from base 1 to 2067 and encodes 688 amino acids. Gene Ontology annotation, biological process: carbohydrate metabolic process.